AUGGGGCUGGGCUGCGGCGCAGAAGGUACGAGAGGAUGGCACGGGCCACCGCUUGGCACUGUUGGGUUGCCCCGGAGGGGGAAGUUCGUAGCCCGGAGGUGGCUCUCCAGGCGCUGCAGCAAGGAGCCAUUCACUGGGGACAGUGGGGAUGCUGGGGACACUGGCGACCAUGGAGACAGAGGUGACACAGGGGACUGUGGUGAUGCUGGGGACCGUGGAGAUGCAGGUGGCCUUGGAGACACUGGGGAUGAUGGUGCCUCUGGGGACCUUGGGGACACUGGUGACCCUGCGGAUUCUGGGGACGCUGGUGAUGCUGGGGACUCUGGUGACACUGAGGACCUCAGAGGUGCUGAGGACCUCGGGGACUCUCGAGAUACUGGGGAGGCUGGAAACCUUGGAGAUGCUGAUGACCCCAAAGACCCUGGUGACCCCAAGGAUGCAUCUGGUGACACUGGUGAUGCCGGUGAUCCCAGGGACUCUGGUGACCCAGGGGAUGCUGGUGAUACUGGGGACCUUGGGGAUGCCGAAGACCCUCGGGCUGAUGGUGACGCUGGGACCACAGGUGACGCUGGGGACCCCAGGGAACCCUGA
This is a messenger RNA of Tauraco erythrolophus (red-crested turaco), 591 nucleotides long. Lineage: Eukaryota; Metazoa; Chordata; Aves; Musophagiformes; Musophagidae. The record is from RefSeq and is a predicted model, not a curated record.